CUAUCCCUCCCUGGCCCCCUCCAUCACCACACCCUGCGCUCAACUUAUGAUGCACUUCAUGGGUAGCCUACUUUUACCCUACAUUGCUACUGGGGCUCCACUGCAGGGUUUACUUGAGCACACAGUUUAUUUUGGACUAAACAUCUGCUGAACGGAGUCCUCAUGGUGAACGAGAUGGAAGAGCGCGGGGUCGAAGGAGAACUGCUUCUGAGGUGUGCUGGUGUCAAGGAACAAGACAACGGAGAGCUGGCAGACUCAGAGCUGUCCGUGAUUGAGAUGAAACAGAGGGACCGAGAAGAGCGAGAGUCUCUGGUGAUGUGGAAGAAUCCUCUGCUCACUCUUUAUUACUUCACCCUGGAGCUGCUCAUCACCCUUAAAGAGUGGAUACAGAGGCUCUGGCAGCAAAGACAGACUGUGUUUGGCCUGCUGAUCCUGCUUAUCCUCCUCUCCAUUGCCUACUGUAUUGAAGGAACACACCAGAAGUAUGUGCACUACAUGGAGAAAAAGACGCUGUGGUGCUCCUACUGGGUCGGCCUGGGCAUCCUCUCCUCGGUGGGUCUUGGCACUGGCCUGCACACCUUCCUCCUCUACCUGGGACCACACAUAGCAUCAGUGACCUUGGCGGCCUAUGAAUGUGGCUCUGUGGAUUUCCCCGAGCCGCCCUAUCCGGACCAAAUAGUCUGUCCCCAGCAGGAAGUGCAGGCUCCAGGCUCUGAUGCUGAGCGUGUGGGCGUGGAGGCAGCGGGGAUGGACGGGCUGGUGGGGCCAGCAGCCAUCCGAGAUAGCAUUUCUCUCUGGACCAUCAUCUCCAAAGUACAGCUGGAGGCGUGUAUGUGGGGUGCAGGUACAGCUAUAGGAGAGCUUCCUCCGUACUUCAUGGCUCGUGCGGCGCGUCUGUCCGGUGCCGACCCGGAUGACGAGGACUACCAGAAGUUUGAGGAGAUGCUGGAUGAGACCAAUGCUGCUCAGGACGUCGCCACACGAGCAAAAGUGGCCGUGCAGAAACUCAUCCAGAGGGUCGGCUUCUUUGGGAUUUUAGCCUGCGCCUCUAUUCCGAAUCCCUUAUUUGACCUGGCAGGAAUAACAUGCGGACACUUUUUGGUUCCCUUUUGGACUUUUUUUGGUGCGACACUCAUCGGAAAAGCCGUCAUCAAAAUGCACAUUCAGAAACUUUUUGUGAUCGUCACCUUCAGCAGGCACAUUGUGGAGCAGAUGGUCUCCCUCAUCGGAUCUGUUCCUCUUCUGGGUGCGGCACUGCAGAAGCCCUUCAGGGAGUACUUGGAGGCCCAGAAGGCCAAACUGCACCAUCACGGCGGAGAGGGGAUCCCGACUGAGGAGAGCUGGCUGCCGUGGCUCUUCGAGAAGGUUGUGGUCAUCAUGGUAUGCUUCUUUGUCUGCUCCAUUGUCAACUCCAUGGCGCAGAGCUACGCCAAGCGCAAGCAGCAGGAGAAAUUCUCUGUGGGGAAGAUGGAGUGAAGGCUGGCACGCGAUCGCAGCGAACUUCAGAGGCUCCCAUCACUUCACUCCCGCUGAUGCCUCAACACGAAGCUUCAUAUCUGCCUCCGUCUGCUUUCUCUUCUCGUUACUGUAGCAACAUGUUUACCUUGAACUUGGACUUCCAUUAUUCUUGCUCUUUUUGAGGGCUUUGUGUGCGGUAGUGAUUUUUUUGCGGUUGUUCUCUUUAAGGUAGGUGCUUGUCGGGGUGCGUGUGAUGUCCUCGUCGUUGCUUUUUAGAAACUGGUGAGCACGUGAGAUGAAGAUGCUGGCUGUUUUUACUCUCCUCAGUGAGGCCUUACGCUGCACUGUUUGAUCCUUAGACCAACUUCAAAGUCUUAUAUGACUGUAGAGAAUGUAGAUUUAAAUAAUCUAGUGUUGUGUCUUUGUUAAAUAAAGUAUUUAUGAUGUACCCUUGCUGGUUUAAUGAUAAGUUAUUCUGUAUUUUGAGCUGUACAUUAGAGUUGUUUGACAGUAUUGGCUAAGGCUGAGUCCGUGUAGAGCUCUUAAGUCAGUAGUAGUCGUGAUGCUAACGAUUGUCCCGUGCUGUUAAUGGACCGCUUCCUCUUUGUGAAUCCAGCGUCUUACUACUUUUUGGGAUUUUUAAAUGAUAAAUGGGCCACGGAUCACCCUACUGGUCCCUUUGUCUGCCCUUAUUGUUCUGCUUCCAGGAAGACAGCACAUGAGUCAGCCCCAGGGCUACUUUACCAGAUGCAGCCGUAUAUUGAAUCAGAUCUACGACUCUGCGUGUGUGCGUGCCUGUGUUUGUGAGAGAGAGAGAGAGAGAGAGAGAGAGAGAGAGAGAGAGAGAGCGGCGAGAUAGUCGGCUGCGUGGCUGCCACAUUUGUCUCUCCCCCCCCCCCCUCCCUCCCUUUUAUCUUUUAUGGAUUAAAGCAGAUUGUGCUCCGGUAAUAGACUACAGUAGGAGUCAGCGUGGAAGUGGGAGAGCAGAUAGUAGCUGUUUCAACUUAAAGAGUCUGCGUCGUGUUUGUCUUUGUCUUUACUUGUCUUUUUUUUUUUAUCCUUUUUACACGAGACGAGGGCAGCACGCAAAUGUUUGACAUCACCGGAGCCUCUCUUAAAGCAAAGCUCUUCAUUUAAUAUAGUCAUUCCUUUUUUCUUUCUUUUUUGUGGAUAACGUCAGCUUUCUUUCUUAAAUCUUCUCCUUCCCCCCCCCCUUAAAUCCGGAGAAACGUGCUAUUUUCUCCCUCUCUGUACCGCCGCUGUGCUACGCUGGACUGAGCACAGUGGGCGCUAGAGCAGGCGCAAGCAGGAGGGAGGGAGGGAGUGAGGGAGGGACUGAGAGAGAGAGAGAGAGAAAAAACCUCAAGCGCAGCACAGUGAAAAGCGUCUGUGCCGUUACCUCAGCUGAACCUUCGAAUGAACUCGUUGCACUGCCCCAGUCACGGAGCCAGGAGACGAAUCACUCGAGUAGAUUCAAAACAGAGGGGUACUGUUGAGCGGGCUGAACCCUGCGCUCUGCACCAGCGCUAGUCAGAACAUUUUACAUCUCCCUUUUUUCUCUCCUGUCAUGGUAAGUGGGAUUAGGAUUUUUUUUCCUUCUCUUUUCAUUGUUGUCUGUACAUGCGUCCGUCACUCUCUCGGCCUGUCAGAUAGCUUAUCAGACUGGUGUUGGCUGUUAAGAUUUCAAGGCGACAACAGUCUGUAGGCUGUCUGACAUUUCGGGCUCUCUCAUCUGACCAGCAUCCUGUUUUGUCCUCCUUUCUGUUACUGUCAUUGUUUCAGUUAGCAUCAGUUCCCAUUUUUAAAGGUGUGCGUGCGUGUGUGUGUGUGUGUAUGUGUGCUGCUGUUGCGAUGUCACUUCCCUUUAUCCCAACCGCUCCUGUAGCAUCAGAGACAUGGCUCUAUUGUUUAUUUCCUCCAUGCUGACGUCCGUGAGGGUUUUUGUGUGGUUUUAUGUGGGGGGAACUGUGUCUUCUCAUGUUUGCAAAUGCAGAUGUAGUGAUGCCAAUGGUGUACCUCUUGAUAUGUGUGUGCGUGUGUGUGUGUGUGUGUGUGUGUGUGUGUGUGUGUGUGCGUGUGUGUGUGUGUGUGUGAGUUGGCUCUGUCCUCUUGAAUUUCCAGAGAAUCCAGACAGUACACACCUUAUUGCAACACAUCACAUUGUGACACCCAGUCCUAGGUAUGGUACACACAGUGCUCGCUCGGCUCUCCCCUUCCCUUUUACACUUCCCUCUUCUCUAAUCCGAGUACUUUCUUUUGUUUCUCAAUAUCCACUUUUUUUUUUCGUCGAGGAAGCUGCUUUUUAUUGGGGAUUUUUUUUUUUUUUUUUACUAUGGGGCCACAAAUUGGUGAUUAUGCAAAGCUGGAAAUCGUUGCUUGACCAGUGGAUCUUUUUUCUCCACAAAGCCUCAGGUUUAUUUAGAGAUUUUUUUUUGAGAGAGCUUUUUUCUUCGUCAUUAAAGCAAAAAUCAUUGGCUAACACAGGAAUGGCUCGCUGGCUGACUGAGUGUUUUUCUUGGCAGUUUCAGGAUGUCCUGUUCCAUAAGGGAGCCCCCUUUUGGCAUGCCUGUCUGAAUGUGUGUGUGCAUGCUUGUCGAGAUACUCUGUUUAUAUUUUGACAUGUAAUUCUCUGUAUUUCUGGUGUUAUUUUAAAUAUGUAUGCACAGUUUUUCUUCACUCCUCUGCUUUAAAUAAAGUCUGUUCAAAAGAG
Labrus mixtus (cuckoo wrasse) is the source of this 4168-nucleotide messenger RNA. RefSeq names its product vacuole membrane protein 1-like. The transcript has 12 exons. The coding region runs from base 163 to 1476 and encodes 437 amino acids. The record is from RefSeq and is a predicted model, not a curated record. Lineage: Eukaryota; Metazoa; Chordata; Actinopteri; Labriformes; Labridae.